This is a messenger RNA of Entrophospora sp. SA101, 1611 nucleotides long. The record is from the annotation of a GenBank genome assembly. NCBI's taxonomy places the organism in Eukaryota, Fungi, Glomeromycota, Glomeromycetes, Entrophosporales, Entrophosporaceae.
AUGCUUUGUGCAUUCUUUUUUAGAUACGAUCCAUGGAGUGAAGAUUUUUCUGGUGAUUCAUUUGUUAAAACACUUGAUUAUAUAGAUUUAUAUUAUUUAUCUAAAUAUACGGUUUCAAAUGUAUUAUCAACAUCAUCAAAUAUAAAUAAUAAUGUUGCAAAAAUAACUACUCUGCCAAAUGGUGUACGUGUUACAACUCAAAAUAUACCUGGUCACUUUUCAGCAGUUGGAGUAUAUGUUGAUACAGGUUCAAGAUAUGAAACUGAAAAAAAUAUCGGGAGUACAGAAAACCGAUCAGAAGAAAAAAUGAUUGAAACAAUGGAAUCAUUAGGAUCUAAUAUAAUGUGUGGAAGUAAUCGUGAAGCAAUUACAUAUCAAUCAGCAAUUUUUCCACAAGAUUUAUCAAAAGUGAUAUCAUUAUUUGCUGAUGUUAUUCGUAACCCACUAAUUUCUCAAAAUGAAGUUAUUGAACAACAACAAUCAAUAUUAUAUGAAAUCAAUGAAGUAAAUCAAAAGCCUGAUAUAUCAUUAGGUGAGAUACUUCAUAUUGUUGGUUAUAAAAAUAAUACAUUGGGUAAUCCUAUUCUAUGUCCUGAGGAAAGAUUAUACCAGAUAACUCCUAAUUUAAUUAAAGAGUUUAUGUCAACUUGGUAUGUACCAGAACGAAUUGUUGUUGCUGCAAUUGGUGCAGAUCAUGAUGAAGUUGUUGAUUUGGUUUAUAAAAAUUUUGGCGAUAUGAAAAAAUCUACUGUUGAUUUAUCUCUAGAAAAUAAUAAUUCACUUAAUCUAAAUACACCACCCCCUUCAACAUUACCACCAACACCAAUACCUUCAAAUUAUAAUAAGCAACCAUCAUUAUACAAAACAAUAACAACUUUAGCUUCAUCAUUUUUAAAACCAAAGGAUCCUUCUUCUAUUCCACCAUCUUUUCAAGAUCAGCAACAACAACAAUUAUCACAACCACUUUUGAUACAAAAAUCACAUUAUACAGGUGGUUUAGGUGGUGUAGUUGAACAAUCAUCUGAUAAAACUCAUGUCCAGCUAGCUUUUGAAGGAUUGUCUGUACAUGAUCCAGACAUUUAUGCACUGGCAAUACUCCAAUCACUUUUAGGUGGAGGUGGUUCAUUUUCAGCAGGUGGACCUGAUUCUGGUUUAUUUGGUAUAAUGGCUUCAUGUGAUUCAGAAUAUAGUUCAAUUUUAUUGGAGGUUUUGGGUCAACAAUUUGAUACUUUAACUACUUUUGAUGGUUAUAAUUCUAUUACAAAUGCAGAAUUAUUUCGUGCAAAGAAUCAGUUGAAAAGCAAUUUGUUAAUGAGUUUAGAGUCUAGAAUGGUGCAAUUAGAAGAUUUAGGAAGACAGGUUCAAGUAUUUGGCAAAAAAAUUCCAAUUGAAGAAAUGUGUCAAAAAAUAGACAAUCUUACAUUAAGUGAUGUUAUUCGUGUUGCAAGAAGAAUUAUUAGAGGUCAAGUAUAUAAUGAAGGGAAUGGUUCUGGUGAGGUGACAUUGGUUUUCCAUGAUAAAAAACAAUUAUUUGAUUUACCUGAAGUUUUAAAAUUAUGUGAGAAAUAUGGUCUUGGUAGAUAUUAUGGUAGUAAUUCAAAAACAAAUUAA